AUGAUCAACACACAGCACCUCAUCAUUGAGGCCACCUCCAACCCAACACUGCUCAUCGGCAGUGUUGCGAUCCUGCUCCUCACCUAUCCCUUCCUCACCCUAACCUACAACCUCCUGCUCCACCCCCUCCGCCACAUCCCCGGCCCCCUCCUCGACCGCGCGAGCCCGCUCCCCUGGGCGAUCCGCCACGCCCUCGGCACCUCGGCCUUCCACACGGAGCGCCUGCACGUGCGGUACGGCGCCGUCGUGCGCAUCGCCCCCAACCACCUCUCCUUCACGUCGCCGCGCGCCUGGCGCGACAUCUACGGCUCGCUGCCGCGCGAUGGGAGCUACACCAGCGUCUGGCCCGAGGUGUCCAAGAGCAAGACUUUCACGUCGGCGACGGAUGAUCAGGAGGAGUCCGUUAUUCAGGCGGGCUUCCAUGAGCAUGCGCGUCUGCGGAGGGCGCUGGCGCCGGGGUUUACGGACGCGGCGUUGCGGGUGCAGGAGAGGGUGUUUAGGGGGUAUGUGGAACGGUUGGUGGGGAAGAUUGGGGAGAAGUGUGGUGGUGGUGGUGGUGGUGGAGAGAAAGGGGCGGUGAUGGAUGUGGAGAAGUGGUAUAAUUGGACGACGUUUGAUAUCGCGGGGGAAUUGGUGUUUGGGAGUGCUUUUGGGUGUCUGGAGAAGGAGGAGUAUCACCCGAUGGAUUGCGUUCCUGAUGGGCACGCUGACGGCGGCGGCGGCGAUGGUGUCGAUUAUUUAUCUUGGGGGAAGGUGGUUGAACAUCUCCUUCGAAAAGUUUUUAGCAACGGCCUGGUUCUCACCCUCGGCGGGUCCGAGACAAUAGCCACCACGCUCUGUGGAGCAACCUACCUUCUCCUGGACAACCCGGAAACGAUGAAGCGGCUCUCCCAGGAAGUACGUGGGUCAUUUAACAACGCGGAUGAAAUCACUGUCAAGGCGCUAUCUCAACUUCCCUAUCUGACCGCGGCUAUCAACGAGACUUUGCGCAUGUACCCACCGGUGACCUCGGACUUGAUUCGGGUGAUUCCCCCGGAAGGGAAGAACAUUGCUGGCCACUACGUUACCGGAGGUACAUACGUGGAGAUCCAGCAAUGGUCAAUCAACCACAGCCCGGACAACUGGGUUGAUCCCUGGACAUUCAACCCUGACCGAUUCCUUCUCGAGGACGACAAAGCAAGGGAGGCAGGCAAUAUUCUGGAAGCAUCUCAACCCUUCAGCUGGGGGCCGAGGAAUUGCCUCGGGCGCAAAAAUGGUGUUGGGUAUUUGUAG
Molecule: messenger RNA, 1272 nt
Organism: Chaetomium globosum CBS 148.51
Lineage: Eukaryota; Fungi; Ascomycota; Sordariomycetes; Sordariales; Chaetomiaceae
Exons: 5
Coding region: 1-1272 (423 amino acids)
Molecular function (GO): monooxygenase activity; heme binding; iron ion binding
Source: RefSeq, a predicted model, not a curated record